Messenger RNA from Triticum aestivum (bread wheat), 1906 nucleotides. Its product is annotated as protein IQ-domain 26. Lineage: Eukaryota; Viridiplantae; Streptophyta; Magnoliopsida; Poales; Poaceae. The record is from RefSeq and is a predicted model, not a curated record. The transcript is spliced from 4 exons. Gene Ontology annotation, molecular function: protein binding. Bases 676 to 1716 code for a protein of 346 amino acids.
GUUUUUCUUUCUUCUUCCCCACCGCCGUUGGUUUCUUCUUUCUCGCGUCUCGUUUUGCUCGUGCCUCCUUUGUUGCGUUGCGCCCGGCCUCGUCGUAGACAAGCCGGGGGAAUCUUUUUCACAUCCCUGUUGCUGCUUGUGCGUGGUCACAGGUCACAGGCGAGGCGAGUGAGAACACGCGUCCGCUCCCAUCUCCCACCUUCCCCCUUCUCUUCUUCGCUCCUUCUCUGCCGCUGCUUUUUACGGUUCGUUCGUUUGGGUGGGUGGGUGGCUUUGCUUGCCUGAAAAGCUCGUCCGGGGAAAAGGUUUCCUCUUCCGGGCUUCACCUAGGUCGCUUCCACUGAUCCAACUGCCAUCCCCCACGUCCCACCCACCAACUCCGCUGCUAGCCCGCCAGCUGCUGCCGCCGUUCUUGGCGCUACGCCGCUGGCUCUUUUCUGCUCGGCCGUGUUCGGCUUCCUCUUCCUCUCUAAAAGGUUUCUCCUCCUUUACCUCCCGACGAGAAAGCGACACAAACUUAUCUUUUGGGGUGGUUCAGUCAAUGCUUUUGCUUUCUUCCUCAACCUUCUCCCGUUUCAGUUUCAACCUGCUCCCGUAGCUUCCGGCCUCUUGUUUACGCACGCUGUUUCAAGUUUCGACUCCCCCGCAGGUAGGAACAGGAUCGGUCGUCGCGCCAUGGGGCGCGCCAUGCGGUGGCUCAAGAAGCUGCUCACCGGCGGCGGCGGCAAGAAGGAAGGGGCCAAGGACCAGAGCGCCGCCGCGCCGCCGGUCGAGAGGAGGAGAUGGAGCUUCGCCAAGGCCAGGAGCAGCGUCGCCGACGCCAGCCGCAGGCCUUCCGUCACCGCCGUGGUCGCCGGCGAGCUCUCUCAGUCUCAGGCGAGGCCGUGCGGGUGCGGCCAGGCGCGCGAGACGGAGGCCGCCGUCUUGAUGCAGAAGGCGUUCAGAGGGUACCUGGCCAGGAAGGCUCUCCGCGCCCUCAAGUCGCUGGUGAAGCUGCAGGCCCUGGUGCGCGGCUACCUGGUGCGGAAGCAGGCGGCCACGACGCUGCACCGGCUGCAGGCGCUCAUGAGGCUGCAGGCCUCCUCGCAGGCCCUCAAGAACCUCUCCUCCCGGAGGUCCAUCCAGCAGGAGCGGAAGACGUCGGUGCCGGUGGCGCACCGCCGGAGGCUGUCGGAGGGCGGCGCCGGGGACGACCGCAGCCCCCGGAUCGUGGAGAUGGACACGUGCCAGCUGCGGUGCCGGUCGUCGCGGAUCGCGGGCCGGUACGCGGCCGCCGACCCGCAGGCGCCGCCGAUCUCCUCGCCGCUCGCCUACUUCUGCAAGCCGCCGUCGCGGCUGCAGGUGCGGGAGCUGGAGCCGCGGCAGCCCAAGACGACGCAGAACACGCCCCGCCUCCCGGCCAUCGUGCCCGGCGGAUCGCCGGCGAAAGCCCGGCCCUCGUGCGGCGGCGGGGGCGGGCGGGAGUCGAGCAGCCCGCGGUACAUGGCGGACACGGCCUCGUCCGUGGCGAGGGGCCGGUGCCAGAGCGCGCCGAGGCAGCGGCACGGCAGCAACAACCCCGCCUUGGCGCGCGGCGGGUCGAGGAAGGCGGCGCCGCAGCCGCAGUCGCAGGACAGCUUGAGCUUCAAGAGCUCGGAGGCGUGCAGCCGCGUGGAGGACUACUCCGAGAUGAGCGACGAGGUGACCAGGGACUACUACCUCGACCAGCUCUGGUGAUGAUCGUCCGGCGCCAUUGUAGUCGCUCGGUAUAUAGUUAGUAGGAGUAGUAUCAUUUAGAAUUAACAAAAUGCUUACUAGUAGUAGUUCUAGUUCAUGGCACAAGAUAUCAUCACCAUCGAUGUGCUGCCGUUGUAGUCGCUCGGAUGCCAGAGGGAACGGGAAUAAAAUCCGUUGUGCUUCCGGGAAA